AUGCCGCGAAAGGUCUUCAAAGAUGGCCCAGUAGCUAAGAAGGACGACAUCACAGAAGUGAUUAAGGGCUGGGACAGUGAAGAAGCACUUCGGGCCACUGCACUUUCAAAGCAGCGGCUUCUUCAGGAUCGCCAAGGAAAAUCUGAUGUCAGCAUCUGUUUGCCGAAUGCUGCAAGGAAUCACCAUGUGCUGUUUCACGUGGCUAAAAACAUGGCCACCCGGAAGCGGCUGAGUGCAGACCCUGUCGAAGUGAUCAUGUUGAUGCUGCAUGGAUGGUACACCAAGAACAAAGCGGCUUAUGAGUCAGUUGAGGGCUUUGAUGCAAAAUCAUGGGCCUUUAAAGAUGGCUGGACGCUACACAAGCUUCUGACCCUCUUCAGACCGAAGGCCAUGAGAGAUGAGCAUCCCCGUGAUCUUUGGAUGUAUACAGACUAUGACAAGAAUUUGCUCAGCAUCUUCAAAAUCUUCAGAGCGGUCUACGUUUGCCAGAAGAAGGAGCAGGGUGGUGCUGGUGCGCCGGCGCCUGCUGAGGAUGCUGCCAGCGAGGCAGCAGAUGAUGCCGAUGCAUAUGUGACCAUGGCGGGUGGGCUGGAAUCCGAAGCAGGCAAUGAUGAUGCCGAUUGGAAGACUCUCCCCGAUAUGAUUGCAAGCAUGGAGCCGUCGCAAGAUGAGGAUAGCCUAGUGUCAUCCAUCCCCACCAUUCAUGAUUAUAACUUGGCCUACACACAGGAGCAAGUCGAGGAGAUCAUGGAGCCUGCCUACCAGAACAUCUUCAAUGCAUCUAAGAAGUCAUGUGCAAGCCCGGAGCAAGAGCAGCUGGCACUGGCUAGCCCAGCUGAAGUCAGCUCAAGCCCUGGGGUUCUCUCUGUGGAUUCCACCCCGACGCCCGAAAACCCUGCACGACCCAAGAUUGCACGUCUGCCCCCCCUGGAAGCAAAGCCCAGUGGCAAGCCAAAGGGGUUUCAGGACGGCAUUUCAGAUAGGCUCUCGCCCAAGCAGAAGCUUCUGUUCAUCCAGCUUUGCAAGCAGAAGCUGCAGGGCUUGAAUGACUUCACGAAUCCCGGGUGUGAUUGGAACAGGGAUGCAUUGCCUUCAUCCUCUGCUGGAGUGGAUGGCCAAGGUGUGUCGCCUGCAAAGAGCUCGGCGCACACGCUGUAUUACGAAGGUGUGAAUCCGGAUGUGGUGGACACCUUCGUGCCAAACGAGUUUCAGGAGGCCAAGGCUGCCGAGAAUCAGGUUGCAGAUUCCCCAAAAGGGGGGGCCAAGGCUGCCGAGAAUCAGGUUGCAGAUUCCCCAAUGGAGGACCCGGUGGCCACCAAAGAUUUGCAAAUGCGAUUGGUGCAGGAUGCGCGUGCCGAGGGAAAAGGGCGUUUGGAUGAGCCGGUGCAGGACCAGGAGGAUGGACCCAAGGCCUACAAUGACCACAUCCUCCCUUACACUUCUUCCAGGGGCCAAGGUGUUGCUCAGCUUGCCAAGCUACCCUUCAUCCCUGUGCAGUACCGCUUCUAUGACUUGGUGCAACUUAACAUGCGCCGAUGGAGGGACUUUGAGAACGAGCCAUGGGGCUAUAUUCAGGCUGCAGUGGAGCAGCACAAGAUGAUGUCUGAACCUGUGGCCGUUUGUGGUCAUGGAUAUUACGAUUUUCUUUUGACCAUUGGCAGCAAUUUGCUGGCCAUGGUGCUGGCCUUUGCCUUUCUGCUGAUUCUCUGGAAUGAAGCAGUGGACCUGAACGAGGUGUAUUCCUACCACUUCAUCGAGUCCUUUGCUGGUGCUGCAGCAGCAACGAAUGCAAUGAAGAGAGACACGAGCCUUUUCAAGGUUCGGCAGGCCAAUAUCAUGACAGCCAGGGUGGCUCUUCUGUGCCUGGGCACCAUGGCAUUUGAUGGUGUACAAAUGCAGAUUCUGGAUGUGGCACUACGGAUCUCGGACAGCGAAACCAACCAUGAUAUGGUCCAGGCCCGGGAGCAGGAGCGAAACCCAUGUGGCCUCGCAGCUCCUGUGCAACGCUACCGGGAUGCUUGGGGAAAGAAGAAGUUCCAAGGCAAUGAGACAUUGAAGAUGACACAGCAGUAUACUCCGGAGUUUGGUGACAAGAUCGCUGAAGAAUGCUCUCGCCUCCUUGCUGCUUGCCCAAAGACUACGGACCCGGAAGAGGGAGUGGACCCCAUUCAGAUGUGGAUUUCUUGGGAAUGGGGUGAUUUCUGGGAUGGUGCUCUGAUGAAAGAGCUUGUGCAAUCUGCUUUGGCAGCAAUGGAUGCAGAGCAGUUGUUGCAAUCCCUGCCUGAAGAUCCCCUGGAGCUUUCAGCAAUGCUGAAGGACAUGAAAGUUAGUCUUGGGGACGUCAAAGAGGAGAUGGUCGAGCCGGAAACAAAGAAGGAAAUGGGGGCUGCAGCCAGCCCUGGGACCUCACCCGACUGCAAGAAGUGUUUGCAAGCUGAUCUGGAGGCAUCCCAGCUCCUGACCCAGCUUGACGAUGAUGGGUAUGAGCCUGGUUCUCCAUUUGCUCCUGCCGCCGGGGUGAUGGAAGAGCCAGAUGGAUAUCAAGCCGUGGAUAUGGAUGUGGAUGAUGAGGAUCUCAGCAAAUUCUUGCUGCAGACACCCGGGUCCUCUGGGCGGAAGUCCAGCCAAGAUGGAAAAGACGACGAGGAGCCAACGGUCAAAGUGGGGGGGCUCACUCUGAGCAGACCUGCUUACAACAAGUGGCGAAUGAAGUUGAACCGCAUGUGUGCACGAAAGGCUACGUCUGGCAAGCUGGAUGUACCAGAAGAUAUCCACAAGACUUGGCUGGACAAAGGCAGCGGCAAGGACGGACUUCUGGAGACACUGAUCAGAAGCAAUGGAGACAAGGAGCAAUUUGUCCGACGAGUGACCCUGAAGAAGGUUUCGGAGCGAAGCGUCGAGUUGGAUGAAGAGGGGGGGUACUAUACUGCUUCGGAGAUGGCCAAGCUGACCCGCAUCGACAAUACCAUCGCCUGGUGCAAUGAUCCCCAAAACGGUGAGGAUCUUGUGCU
Molecule: messenger RNA, 3011 nt
Organism: Symbiodinium necroappetens
Lineage: Eukaryota; Dinophyceae; Suessiales; Symbiodiniaceae
Source: the annotation of a GenBank genome assembly